Cetraspora pellucida is the source of this 126-nucleotide messenger RNA. NCBI's taxonomy places the organism in Eukaryota, Fungi, Glomeromycota, Glomeromycetes, Diversisporales, Gigasporaceae. The record is from the annotation of a GenBank genome assembly.
AUGUUGAAGACAGGAGAUGUAUAUUUUUGUAAAUUAGUCAGAUCAGUAACAAUUGAUUCUAAUGUAUCUGAUCUAACUAUUACAGAAGCAGAGUCAUCAGGACUUAUUGUAUUAUCUUCAUUAUAG